Messenger RNA from Linum tenue, 4120 nucleotides. The record is from the annotation of a GenBank genome assembly. Lineage: Eukaryota; Viridiplantae; Streptophyta; Magnoliopsida; Malpighiales; Linaceae.
GUGUUCAUCAGCGGCAGGAGAACUGCACUCCCCAAUCGUAUUGGACUGUCGCCUUCCCGCCGGCCCCCACCCAAAAGUAAGUAAGUGGCCGCGACAGCAGCAUCUACCCCUCUCUCUCUCUGUCUAUCUCCUCUACAGUCAUCGAAGAUCUUAUGAUUUUAUACCAAAUCUACGCCACCGGCCCUCUCGGUCUCCUCCACCACCACCACCGUCGCCUGCCGCCGUCUUCUCCAAUAUCCCUUUUACUUUAAAACCCCCCCCAACGCCCACCCUUCUCAAUUAUAAUAUUCCCCUUGAAGAAAGAAACUGAAAACCCUUCCCCUCCCGCCGCCGUCCACCCAACCCUCCAUAGAAAAAAAAUCUCAAGCUCUUUGUCUUUGUCUUUCUCCAACUCCUUCUCUUAUCCCCAUCUUCCCAUUUCUUUAUUGCUCGAAAACCCAUUAUCAAUUAUUAAUUAAUCCAACCGAAUUUCAAUUUCCCCACCUGCUCAAAAUAACGAGCAGCUCGUUGGUUUUAGCUUUCCGCUCUCUUCCCCACCGGCGAUGCCUACGCCGGUGAGUACAGCCAGGCAAUGCUUGACUCCCGAAGCCGCCCACGCGCUCGACGAGGCGGUACGGGUAGCCAAGAAGAGGCGCCACAGCCAGACGACGUCGCUUCAUGCCGUCUCCGCACUUCUGUCCCAUCCUUCCUCCGUCCUCCGCGACGCCUGCUCACGCGCCAGGAACAACGCGUACUCCCCACGCCUCCAAUUCAAGGCGCUCGACCUCUGCCUGGGGGUUUCCCUCGACCGUGUUCCCUCAUCUGCCGCCGCAGCGGCCGGCGGCGAUGAUGGAGACGAGGCUUCCCCGCCGGUGUCGAAUUCGCUCAUGGCGGCGAUCAAGCGGUCUCAGGCGAACCAGAGGCGGCAGCCGGAGAAUUUCCAUUUGUAUCACCACCACCAGCAGGUUUCCUCUCAGCAGAUGAAUAAUCAGUCGACUUCAACUUCUUCUUCGAUUUCGUGCAUCAAGGUGGAUCUCAGGAACUUGAUUAUGUCCAUAUUGGACGACCCGGUGGUGAGUCGGGUCUUCUCCGAUGCCGGGUUCCGGAGCCCCGACAUCAAGCUGGCCGUGUUCAGGCCCCUUACCGUCCUCCCUCCUUUCCACUUCAGACCCCCGCCGCCCGCCGCCGCGUAUUCGGAUCCCGGGCCGGGUCGGAGGGGAUUCAGCUUCCCGUUCCCUGGGUUUUCCGGGUUCUUCAGCGGCGGCGGGAGCGAGAACUUCCGGAGGAUCGGGGAGGUUCUCGGGAAAAGCAAGGGGAGGAAUCCUCUGCUUCUCGGCGUAUGCGCUUGCGAUACACUCGCCAGCUUCAUCGAGUUACUGGAGAAGAAGAUUAGAGAUAAGAACGACAAUAGCAGCAGCGGCGUCUUACCCCCUGAAUUGUCCGGGUUGGCCGUGAUUCGGUUGGAGACCGAGAUCUCCCAAUUUCUCAAUCGAAAUUCCGAUAAGGAAGCCGUCGAUUCGAGGUUCGAGGAAGUGGGUCGGUCGCUGGACCGAAAUUCCGGACCCGGGUUGGUUCUCAAUUUUGGAGAUUUGAAGCCGUUUGUGAAGGUCGACGAAGAAGAAGAAGGAGGAGCUGAUGGAAGAGUGAGUUAUAUCGUUGAGAAAUUGACGAGCAGCUUGUCGCGGGAUAAUAGUAAGCUGUGGUUGAUUGGGGCGGCGGCGAGCUACGAGACAUAUUCCAAGUUCGUGGCGAGGUUCCCUUCGGUUGUAAAAGAGUGGGAUUUGCAGCUUUUGCCUAUAACUACAUCUUCUUCCAUGGCUGCUGAAUCCUCCUAUCCUAAGUCCAGUUUGAUGGAGUCAUUCAUUCCAUUUGGUGGCUUCUUUCCAACACCAGCGGAUUUCAAGGUUCCCUUAGGCAGCAGUCCUUACCACUAUAUGGCGACGCUCUCUCAUCCUUGCGAUGGGCAAGAGAUUGUUGCUGUUUCGAAAGAAGCAUCAUCAGUUCCCUCGGUGCCAGAUCAGUAUCAAUCUGGCCAACGUUCAUGGUUGCAGACUGCUGAAAUUGGCACAGCAAAGGAGGGAAUGUUUAUGAAGACCAGAGAUGAUGGAGAGGUAUUGAGAUGCAGAGCAGUCAGUCUGCAGGAAAAACAUGAUAGUAUGUGCCACAGCCUUCAUCAGCAUCAGUCACCACCGGGUUCUGAUAUUCAUCCAACUCGGUUUUCCACUGUUCUGGGUUUCCAAUUGGCUGAAGACACACAAAGGGAAGUUUCUGAAAAUGAUUACAGCUGCUGUACAACGGCAUAUUCACGGCCAAUGGCAGAUACAUACUCGAAACCUUACUCAUCAUCUGCUGCUAUUGAUUCACAUCAGAUAGUGAGAAGUGAAUCCGCUAGUUGCCGUCUCCCUCUCAGUCCUGCUGAUGCUAGCAAUAACUGGAGGAUCACACCGAAACAAUGUGAAAAGCCUUUGAAUGAAGAUUCAGGCGGCGCUCUCAGAUCUCCUCAUAGUUUAUUGUCUAAUUCAAGCAUGUGUUAUGGAAGUCAGGCAUCUCCUGCUUCUUUGACUACAGAUCUUGGACUUCGUUUGAGCUCCCCUCCUGCUGCCACUGGUGAGCCCAUUAAUCUCAAGGAUCUUUGUCGGGAUCUCUCAGAAAGAGUCGGCUGGCAAAAUGAUGAUGCAAUAUUCACCAUCUGCCAAACCAUAUCCGAGUUCAGGGCUAGAGAUGGGAAACCAGAGGGAGGUAGACUGAGGGGCAAGAACAUAUGGUUCAGUUUUCUUGGACCUGACUGGCAUCGUAAGAGGAAAGUUGCAACUGCAGUUGCCGAGAUGAUUUAUGGGAGCAAAGAAAACUUAGUGUAUGCAAACUUGAACCCUCAAGAUGGUAAAAAUGGUUCGAUGCUGAGGGGGAAAACCGUGGUGGAUUAUGUUGCUGGGGAGCUCUGUAAGAGGCCCGUAUCCGUUGUGUUACUUGAGAACGUCGACAAAGCUGAUGUUCAGGUUCAGAGCAGCUUGUCUCGUGCCAUUCAAAGAGGGAGGUUCUCCGAUUCACAUGGGAGAGAAGUUCCCAUCAAUAAUGCAAUCAUCAUUACAACUUCAAACGUCAAGGAUGACAGCACUAGGAGAGAUUUGAGUACAUAUCGCGAGGACAGGGUUCUGAAAGCUAAGGGCUGGCCGCUGCUGAUAUCGAUUGAGAAGAAACAACUUGGGCGGGAGCUGAGUCUGUCAGUGACUAGCGAUGGCAGUUCUUCAAGCUCAUCGGCAUUCUUGAAUAAAAGGAAACGUGCAGAUGACAAUGCAUCAGCCAGGAAAGGCCUGGACUUGAACCUUCUUCCAGACCAAGAAAACGAUGGCCUGUUAGACAACGAAGGCGAGCACUUGGACAGUGAUGAUUUUGCAUGUGAUGAUCAUUCUUCCAGGGCUUGGUUACAGGGAUUCUUCGGUCAGGUCGAUAGAGUAGUGAUGUUCAAGUCUUUCGACUUCAAUGCACUCGCCACCCGGAUCUCAAAUGAAAUGAACAAGUGCUUCCACAAAUUUGUGACGCCUGAAUGUGAUCUGGAAAUUGAUCAAAGGGUCAUGGAGCAGCUGCUAGCUGCGGAGUACUUAUCAGAUAAGAAGAGGACGGUGGAGGAUUGGAUAGCGCAGGUUCUGGGACGGAAAUUUGAGGAAGUCAGGAGGAAGCAUGGUGAACUGGGUUGUGAUUACAUUGUGAAACUUGCUGCCCUUGAAGAAAGAUCGGAUGUGGAAGAGCUCAAUCCAAGAGGUUGCCUUCCUCCACAAGUUAUUAUCAACUGAUGCCCCCAGCCCCCAGGUCUGUGUAAGAGGCUGUAUUUUUGUUUGUAGCUAUAAUAGAUGUACGUAUAAAUCGUAGGGCUUGUAUAAUCUUGUAAUCUUAAGAUCUAAUAUAGCUGUUUGUCUAAUAGUUUUUGAGUCUUAGCCAGGUAUGUAACGCCCAAUCAGGCAGGUGCUCUUGGAAAAAGGGGGUCUGUUCAUAUUUUCCUUUCCAGGAAACCUAGUAUUUGGUAUAUUUUUCUGGGUUUCUGAACCAGUUCCUUGGAGCUAGCAGAGUACCUGUAUUCUGCGUAUUGCUUCUUGUACUAUGUGUCAAUUCUUGCUCUUCCUUGUAGUUAGUUGUUAGCUCUAGC